GCUGGUUCCUGGGCCAAUGAGGAUGUGGCGUGGAUCAAGUGUCACUAUAACAGAAGGACAUAAUCAGGGUGGUAAGUUUGCAGAACCUUAGAGCCAGUCUGGGCCAGCAGGGAGCUCACGUCUUUCAGCUUUUCUGAGGUUGCAAAGUCCACCGACAUCAUGUCCGACACAGAGGAAGUUGAGCAUGUGGAGGAAUACGAUGAGGAGAAGCCAAAGUUCAAGCCCAGUGCUCCAAAGAUCCCGGAGGGUGAGAAAGUGGACUUUGAUGACAUCCAGAAGAAGCGUCAGAACAAGGAUUUGAUCGAGCUGCAGGCCCUGAUCGAUGCUCACUUUGAGCACAGGAAGAAGGAGGAGGAGGAGCUGAUCGCGCUCAAGGACAGAAUCGAGAAGCGUCGUGCAGAGAGGACGGAGCAGCAGAGGGUCCGUGCUGAGAAAGACAAGGAGCGCCAGGCCAGACGAGAGGAGGAGCGGCGGAUGAGGGAGGAGUCUGAGGCCAAGAAGAAGGCAGAGGAGGAGGCCAAGAAGAAGGUGGCGCUGUCAGCAAUGGGCUCCAGCUACAGCAGCCACCUGCAGAGGGCUGACCAGAAGAGAGGAGGCAAAAAAGAAACUGAGAGAGAGAAGAAGAAGAAGAUCCUGGCCGGAAGACGCAAACCUCUCAACAUCGACCACCUGAACGAAGACAAGCUGAAGGAUAAGAUUAAAGAGCUCCAUGAUUGGAUGGUGCAACUGGAGUCUGAGAAGUUCGACCACAUGGAGAGACUGAAGAGGCAGAAGUACGAGGUCACGACCCUGCGUAAGAGAGUCGAGGAGCUCAGUAAAUUCAGCAAGAAGGGAGCCGCCGCCCGCCGCAGAAAGUAGAUCAACUAA
Messenger RNA from Thalassophryne amazonica, 867 nucleotides. It is a transcript of the gene tnnt3a, whose product is annotated as troponin T type 3a (skeletal, fast). The record is from RefSeq and is a predicted model, not a curated record. NCBI's taxonomy places the organism in Eukaryota, Metazoa, Chordata, Actinopteri, Batrachoidiformes, Batrachoididae. Gene Ontology annotation, cellular component: troponin complex. The transcript is spliced from 13 exons. Bases 160 to 858 code for a protein of 232 amino acids. Gene Ontology annotation, molecular function: tropomyosin binding; troponin C binding; troponin I binding. Gene Ontology annotation, biological process: muscle contraction; sarcomere organization; regulation of muscle contraction.